UUUGAAUCUCUUUUGUUUACAAACAAAAGGAAAUUUUAUAUUUUUUACAUAUUUUAGUUGAUUAAGAUGCAUCAGAGAUGGAAAAACUGCCACAGGAACUGAUUCUAGAAAUUUUUGAGCACUUGGAAGUUACGGAUUUAAUUAAUUUAUCAAAAAUCAACACAAGAUUUAAAGAAAUUGUCAGAAGCUCACCGAGGAAAUGGAAAUUUAAUUUAAAAUUUGACAAAAAAGGUAAAAUUGAAUCGGAGCGGACACAAAGAUUUGGUCAACUUACUGUUAAGCAUUUCAAUCCACGAUCCCACCAGCCAGCUCUUCAAAUAUGCGGAUCCAAUAUAACCAGCAUUACAUUUACUGGAAGUGUCGUGACAUUUCCAUUUGCUGGUACAGAAAUCAAGUAUCCAGACAUUGCAAUGAUUCUCAGAAUCUGUCAGAAUCUACAGCAUGUAAAGUUCGAGAACCUCAUUGUCUGGCCAGAAGUCAUCAAGCAUAUGCCACAAAAUAAUGGAAUCCACGUGGAAAUUAUUGAAAGUUCAUCCUGCAUCCUUGAUUUGUUCUUGAAAUGUCGAGUCUCAGCACUUUGGAUAACAUCAAAGGAUGGCGAGUAUGGAACUGGAAUUCGAGGCUUCCUCAGAUCUCAACCAUAUCUUAAGACAAUCCUCUGUCAGGGACAGAAAGUCCUUGACCUGUUUUACGCGAUGGGCAACAGCUACGGCGAAAACUAUGAAGCACUUCCGUUUCAACUUAAAAUUCUUUCAAUGAGAGAUGUUUACUUUAAACCUUAUUAUAUGGACAUACUAAUGCCUAGUGCUAGUUCACUAACAUACCUGACAAUAGCUGACAUUGAUCCACUCUGGCAGCACCACUUGCUCGGCGACUUUAUAGCAAAAUGUUCAAAUUUAGAGGAGUUAAGUUUGAGAAAUUUUGCAUUUUUGAGGCUCAAACCACCAACGUCAAUCACACGAGUUACACUCUGUGACUAUGUUGGACCUGCUCAAUGGAUUUCUGACUUAACAAAUUUAAAGUCUUUAGUCGUGAUGAGUCAAACACAUUCGGUACAGACUCAUGCGAUGGAAUUUAAUUUUGCUAAAAAUUCAGCUCUCGAAAAUGUCACAAUAUCAUCAGCAGUGAUUAAAAGUAGCUUGGAUAUGCCGUAUGUGAAGAAACUUAAGCUCAAAGACAUUCGUGAUAUUCCAGAUGGCCAAGAAUUAAUUAGAAAUUUGUGUAGAAUUGAGGAAAUUCAGGUGGAAAAUUGUGGAAAUGUGACAGAUAAAAUUGUCAAGGACAUAGCAAGACGAGCAAAUAAUGUGCGGAACUUGAGCAUAUGUGAUGGAACAAUAACGAAUGAGACUUUGCGGUAUGUUAGGGGAUGUUGUGGGAAUAUGAAGGAUUUUGUUAUGAGAAAUGUGAAGGUUGAGGAUGAGCUUGUGGAUUGAUGUUGGGGAAGGGGGGAGAGUAAUAAAAUCUGAAG
This is a messenger RNA of Chironomus riparius, 1468 nucleotides long. NCBI's taxonomy places the organism in Eukaryota, Metazoa, Arthropoda, Insecta, Diptera, Chironomidae. The record is from the annotation of a GenBank genome assembly.